This is a messenger RNA of Dermacentor andersoni, 2558 nucleotides long. Lineage: Eukaryota; Metazoa; Arthropoda; Arachnida; Ixodida; Ixodidae. The record is from RefSeq and is a predicted model, not a curated record.
UACGGUACGUUAAUCCCCGCUGAUCCUUGAGAUCUUCUUGCGAUAUUGCUUCCAUUGUAAUAAUUUCGUGCAACAAUUCACAACCAGCUGUUUUGAAGGCGCCGUAAAACGAAACCAGGGAGUGUUGAAAGCCGUACAGAAUGUUACCUUCGUACGUUGGAAGUCGUUGCACAACGCUUAUUGCCUCGCUAGCGAAGGUCGUGUUGAAACAGCUUAGGAUCUCAGGGAAAAAAAAAAAAAAGAUAAGCGUCAUCAUCUCAAUCGUCGAUGCGCGCUUCCACGCGCAGCUGGGCUCGUAGCUGGCACUACUCUAGGAAUCGAGCAACUACCGCACGGCCUGACGUGAUCGCGACAUGAAUGAACCGAAGCCGUCCAGCAAACACGGGGAUGUCAAGCGCGACAACGCCAAACAGGAGAAAUACGCCGAGGUCAAGCAGACGGAUGUCAAGACUAUCGAAGCUGUAUUUCUUGGAGCCUGCGUGGUCGAUCUGAUCAGCUAUGCUGAUCGCUUCCCCGCACCUGGGGAGACGCUGAUUGGUAAUGACUUUGUCAUGGGUCAUGGCGGCAAGGGAGCCAAUUCCUGUGUCAUGGCUGCUCGCAUGGGAUUGACAUGCAGCAUGAUCGCAAAAGUUGGCAGUGACAAGAUUGGAAAGGACUACUUGCAGUACCUUCGUGAUAUUAAAGUUAACACAGAUCACGUCAGGCCGGCAGACACAAGGGCAAACAAUGCCACGGCCAACAUCAUUGUAACGAAGAAAGGUCAUAACUGCAUCGUCUACGUCCCCGGAGCUGCGGCACUGCUCCUGCCGCAAGACGUGCAAGAUGCCGAGCAAGUGAUCAAAAACGCAAAGAUUCUGGUGGCCCUCUUCGAAUGCUCCAGACAGACAAUGAUGGAGGCCCUGAAGAUUGCUCGAAAGUAUAAUGUGACGACAUUUGUAAACGCUGCUCCGUACGAUCCUACAAUGACGGACGACAUUUACAAGUUGACCGACAUCCUCUGCCUUAACGAGACUGAGGCCAGCAAACUCACCGGCCUGAAGGUGAACACCAAGGCUGAGUGCCAGGUUGCCGCGGACGCUCUGCUGGCCAAGGGGUGCCACACGGUGAUAAUGACCGUCGGUGAGCUGGGCGCCUACUUUUGCACCAGUGCCAAUCGCCUGCUCACUCACAUCCCAGCUGAGAAGGUUGACGUGGAGGAUACAACGGGAGCUGGCGAUGCAUUCAACGGGGCGUUUGCGUACCACUACGUGCGGCACCGUGAUGUGCCCUUGGCGGACAUCAUCAAGAAGGCGUGCGACAUUGCCAGCAUCACGGUCCAGUCACCCGGCACCCAGCUUAGUUACCCCCAGCGUGCCGACAUUCCAGAGAGCCUGCUGUAGGAGUUUGUACCUACCGAUCGGGAUACCUGCAGGAUGGCAGUUUGUGUACGCGUGCAUAUAAAUCAGUGUGCUGAAAGAGAAAAAUGUACCUGCCUUGUAGCUCAAGUGCGCCUUUGCAUGUGCUGCAAACAAGUCCUCGAUUCGAGCUAGAUCAAUAGAUUAAUGGGCGAUCUUAUGUUUAAUAUUUCGCGCAUGUUCAACACUAGUGGUUGUUGAGAGUUGCUGCCAUCUCUGUAAAGUCGCACAACCUUAUUUGAAAUUGCUACCAGAUCAUUGUCUCAUUUCGAAAAAUUGUUUUCUUUGUGUAAGUACUCCACUUCGUUGGGCAGACAAUUGCCGCCAUAGGUGCUGAUGCUACUCAAUUUGAACAGCCCGUCCCAAUAUGGUCAGAGUGGCGUAAUCUUCAUGCGACCUCUCUGUGAAUCAGACUGUGCUGACAUCACAUGAGAGGUACCCUAGUCUAACACAGGUGGUGCCACUUUGCCUUUUUUUUUUCGCCUACGAAAGCUUGGUUCUCGUUACAAUAGACAAAUAUGUUAGAAACACCUUGAGGGGUUUUUGCAAUACAUGUACAAGUCUGCUGAUCUGUCCUGCUUCGUUUCUGCUGUACAUGUACGAUCCUGUAGGGGUGGGGCGAUCUUAUGUUUAAUAUUUCGUGCAUGUUUAACAUAUGUAGUCACACAACCUUAUUUGAAAUUGCAUCUCCACUCACGAGGGUGCACAACUUGGCUUGCUAACCUCCGAGUGCUCAUUCAAGUGGUCGCGCGCGCUUCGUCUGCUACAUUCAAGGCAUGCGUGGAAGUGAUGGGAUCGUCUUUUACGACCACCGCUACCGUGUUUCCAGUAGCUUUCCAUUUGCCCAAGGCAGCCACACACAGCGCAGGUGUAGCCAGUGCCCGAAGCAAAGAGAGGACACGUGAUUCAUGCAACAAGGCGCACUGCACCGAGUCCUGCUUCCAGAGUACCAUACUGUAAAGAAAAACUAGACAUAUUUUUCUACAUCUCGGACAGUAGCAGACAUUUCUGCCUGUGCUCUCAUACUCUCCACACGUGAAACACACUUUUGUGGAAACAUGUUGACCACAAAUUUUGCUCUAGAAAUGUUUCUUGAUCUCUCAUUGUGGAGCUUGUUUGCGCAUGUACUGUUGUGUGUGUAAAUAAAGUGUCUUUGAGACAAAG